UUAUUAUUUAUUUUUUAGUUUUACUGUUUUUAGGCUUUGUGCCUCUGUCAGUACCCAUGACAAAAUAAAUUAUUUUGUCAUGUCAGUAACAUAUUUUUUUCUUCACUGAUAGACUUGUUGACGUGUAGAAAUCUUAGUUAUUGUUCUAUUAGUGUAAUAAGCAAAAUAUUAGGUCUUUUGGUAAUUAUAUUAAUUAUUAUUUAGAAGAUGGUUAAUUCAUCAUCAGAAAAAAGUUCAACUCCUUGUACUCGGCUGAGAUUGAAAAAUGAAUUGUCUUCUUCUAGAAGGUCAUUAAGAUACAAAAAUUUUAAUGAAAUAUCAAAUGAAUGUGACUCGCAUAAUAAUUCUUCAAAAACAAAAACUCCACAAUCUACUAAAAAAGUAGACACUGUAACUGAACCAAAUAAUAGACGUCUUGUUGAAGAUACAAUUAUAGAAUUAUGUGAAUUAAAAUUGAAUAUAAAGCGUGUAGAUGAAUCUAAUUAUGUGUCAACACUGUCUCCUAGCAUGUUAAAAAUGACAAAUGAAAAACUUAAAGAUAAUGGGUUGGAUAAAUUUUCAAGUCUUCCAUCUACACCAAAAGUGAAUUCAAGGAAAUCACUGCGUUGGAGUGAACGUCACGAUAAUGAUCUUUUAAAUUUAGUUGAAGAGGCUUUGAUUGAGAGUGACAUUACUGAUACUGAAGAUGAAUUAUCAAACAUACCAAAAAGACGGUCACGGAGAGUUUCUUCAUCAUCUUCUAGAAAAUCUAAUGAUGUUACUAAUAUAUUAUCAACUAAACGUCUAAGAAAAUCUGUAGAUCGAUUUGGUGAUGUGAUAGAUUUGAAUGAAAUUGAAACACCAGAUUCUCCUGAAAAAAAACGCACGAGACAAUCUGCUGAUGAAAACAUUAAUACUCCUAAAAGUAAUAAAAAAGGUAGAAAAAUAUCAAUAAUUGACGAAGGUGAAAAUGCAGAUUUUAAUAUUGAUAUUUUGAAGACUCCUAUAAAUAAGAAUUCAAGAAAAUCACAGCGCUGGAGUGAACGUCAUGAUAAUAAUCUCUUAAAUUUAGUUGAAGAGGCUAUGAUUGGUGGUGACAUUACUGAUACUGAAGAUGAAUCAUCAAACAUACCAAAAAGACGUUCACAGAAAGUUUCUACGUCAUCCUCUAAAAAAUCAAAUGCCGUGACUAAUACUACACCAUCUAAACGUCUAAGAAAACCUGUGGAUCGAUUUGGUGAUUUGGUAGAUUUAAAUAAAAUUGAAACACCUGAUUCGUCUCCUGAAAAAAAACGCACAAGACAACCUGUUGAUGAAAAUAUAAAUACUCCUAAAAGUAAUAAAAAAGGUAGAAAAGUAUCAAUAAUUGAUGAAGAUGAUGAAGCAGAUAUUUGGAAGACUCCAAAGAAUAAACAUUUAAGACAAUCUGUCACUCCUCGUUCUGGCUCUAGAGUGCGUCGUAGUAUUUUACAAGAUAUACCAGAAAAUAAAGAAAUUGAGAUUUCGACACCAAAAACACCAAGAAAAACUCCCAAAACGCACGUUAAAAACUUGACAGCUUCAGUGAGUAAAAGAUUGGAUAGUGGAGCGAGAAUUCCGUGCAGUCCUUUAGAAAAAGCAAGAGCAAAUUUACAUUUACAUGCUGCUCCUAAGCAUUUACCAUGCCGUGAAUUUGAAUAUAAAUCUAUACAUUCUUUCUUAGUUAGAAAAAUUAAUGAUGAGUUAACUGGGAGUAUGUAUAUCAGUGGUGUUCCUGGUACUGGAAAAACAGCAACAGUUAAGAGAGUAAUAGAUUCACUAAAUGCUGAUUUAUUGAUGAAACAUAGUUUUAAAUUUAUUGAAAUAAAUGGUUUAAGGCUUGCCAAUCCACACCAAGCCUUUUCAGUCAUAUGGAAAGACCUAACUGGAGAAACAGUAUCAUCUUCUCGAGCUCAAACACUUCUUAAUGACUAUUUUUCUAGCAAAAAAGUUAAAGAGUUGUCUACAAUUUUAUUAGUUGAUGAAGUGGAUCAUAUUUGUAAUCGUAAACAAGAUGUUGUGUAUAAUAUACUUGAUUGGCCUAGUCAAACUGGUUCAAAAGUGGUUGUAAUAACAAUUGCUAAUACAAUGGAUUUGCCUGAACGAGUGUUAAGAGGAUGUGUCACUAGUAGAAUGGGAUUGACCCGAUUAGUAUUCAAGCCAUACACAUUCCAGCAAUUACAAGAAAUAAUAAUGAAUAGAUUGAUAGGAAAUUCUACAUUUGAUCUAGAUGCUGUUCAAUUAGUGGCAAGGAAAGUAGCAGCAAUAUCAGGUGAUGCAAGACGAGCUCUGGACAUUUGUCGUCGAGCUAUUGAUUUAAUUAAAUCUGAAGAUGAUUCCCAAUUAAUAACCAUUAACCAUGUAAAUCAGGUGUUAAAUUCAAUACUUUCUGGUGUUCGUGUAACUGCUAUCAGGUGUUGUUGUCUUUUUGAACAAUUUUUUCUCAGAGCACUUAGAGAUGAAACAUCUAGUACGGGUAUCGAGCAUAGUACUAUUGAGUCAGUUUAUACACAAUUGAAAAGCAUUUGUUUGCUUGAAGGUGAAGAGUUGCCAAAUGAACAACAAAUACUUAUAAUAGCAUAUAGAUUAAGGGAUAGCGGUCUCAUUUUUUUGGAAAAGAAGAGAUGGGACAUAUUCCGUAAAGUAUCACUCAAUGUUAGCCCAGAGGAUAUCAGUUACGCUUUAGAUAAAUAUAACGAUUAGAUUAGCUUAUAAUAAUAAUCAUAUAUUUGUAUUAUACUAUUUAUUUUUUCUUACUGUGACUUAUAUACUUGGUAUACCCAUUUUAAAUUUUCAUUUCAUUCAUUAGAAUAUUUUGUUAAUUUAUAUUUUUAAUUUUUUUUAAAUGUUUUACACUUAACAACCUGUAAGUACAUUAAUGUAACAAUAUUUUUUUAAUUUAAAUUGUAUUUGAAAUAUUUAUUAAGUAUAUUUUUGUAUAGAUCUUCCACUUUUUA
Molecule: messenger RNA, 2954 nt
Organism: Rhopalosiphum maidis (corn leaf aphid)
Lineage: Eukaryota; Metazoa; Arthropoda; Insecta; Hemiptera; Aphididae
Gene: Orc1
Product: origin recognition complex subunit 1
Exons: 24
Coding region: 208-2700 (830 amino acids)
Biological process (GO): mitotic DNA replication checkpoint signaling; DNA replication initiation
Cellular component (GO): nuclear origin of replication recognition complex
Molecular function (GO): ATP binding; DNA replication origin binding; ATP hydrolysis activity
Source: RefSeq, a predicted model, not a curated record